Molecule: messenger RNA, 804 nt
Organism: Cornus florida
Lineage: Eukaryota; Viridiplantae; Streptophyta; Magnoliopsida; Cornales; Cornaceae
Exons: 1
Coding region: 1-804 (267 amino acids)
Source: RefSeq, a predicted model, not a curated record
AUGAAGGGAGAAGGCCUGCAGACCUUCCUCACUCGAUUCAAUAUGGAGUCUUCGGGCAUACCAGAUUGCAAUCAAGACACAGCCAUAGAAGCAUUCAAGAUAGGCAUGGUGCAAGGCUCACGUUUCCAUUAUUUUCUAGAAAAAAAGACCCCAACUAACAUGUCGAAGCUGAAUUCACGGGCACAAAACUACAUCAGACUAGAAGAAAAUGAAGUAACUAGACAACAGAGAGCAACACUAGUCACAGUAGAGAAUUGGCAGAAGGAGCGAUCGAGCACCCCGAGGGCCCAUCAGGAACCCCCGGCCAUUGAGGGACGAGCCCCUGAAAAGAAAUCUCGAACGGCCAAAAGAGUCACACCGCUUAAAGUAACACUGGCCAGACUGUACCAAGAGACCAAGGCAAGAAACAUCUUCCAGAUCCCACCACCAAUCAGACAACCAAUAGAGCAAAGAGACCAGAGUAAACACUGUGCAUUCCACAGUAAUUUUGGUCACUUGACUAAUGAUUGUAGGAGCUUAAGAAGACAAGUGGAAGCGUUAAUAGCCAAGGGCGAGUUAACUGAUUACCUGAUUACCCCGGGACAACAAAGGCAGCAGGAUCAGGCCCGGGCAAUUCCAAAAGCCGUGGGAGAGAGCCAUCUUGUCCAAGUAAUCAACACAAUUCAUGGCCGUCCGAAAGAGGACAAACAAUCAGGAAAUUCCUAUAGGAUCCAGCUUAAACAAGCGCAUAAGCUGCGGAGGAUUGGGGAAAUCAAUACCGUUGACUGCAAACCUAAUCCAGCACAAGUUUCUUUUCAUAUAUAG